Messenger RNA from Adineta ricciae, 1944 nucleotides. Lineage: Eukaryota; Metazoa; Rotifera; Eurotatoria; Adinetida; Adinetidae. The record is from the annotation of a GenBank genome assembly.
AUGGCUUGUCUAAUAGUCAUGCUGUUGGUAUCAUUGCUGAUAUCGAUCGUAAAUGGUCAACAAUGCUCAGCAGGAUUCAAUCAGUCUAUCACGGGCCAAUGUUCAUCUGCGCAUAACUGUUCUGGAACUCUGUUGACUUCAACCGCCUGCGGUAAACAGUUAUGUUGCAUUCCAACCAGAGCACUGCCAGUUUCACCUAAUUGUCUACCGCCAAAACUAUUCCAUGCACUUUAUAACAAUACACCUCGAGCACAAAGUCUUCUGAAUAUCUUCAACUAUGGAAUGAAUGCUUCUGGUAUAUGCAACCAUUGUCAAGCAAAAGCUGCUUUCCUGGCAAUAGCAGCGACGAUGACGAAGAAUUUCUCAAUAGAUGAACGAUCUGCUAGUGACGCGCAGUUCACUGCUGACGAUGACAAAUAUGGAAAUAAGCAAAAAGGUGAUGGGUCACGUUUCCGUCGACGUGGACUAUUCGGUCUUCGAGGAAGAACUAUGUAUGAACGAUUACAAGCGGUAUUUCCACAAUAUCAAUCUGUCAACAACUCGGAAUCUGUCGCACUGCUUGAAAACGCUAUUAUUAUCGCGGCAAGAUUCUGGAAUUAUCCCGAUUUAAUAAAUAAAUCUUCAUUGACACACGAUACUGAUGGAUCAUUUUACGGGUUUUCUAUGCUAUGGCAUAAGCUGAAUAGAGAUGUGACAGAACUGGCAACUGCUGUUAAAUAUUAUCAAACAUUUCUUCGUCAAUUACAAUGUAGUAGUGACUUGUAUCAAGGAGAAGGGCCAAGUUGUAUCUACAACAAUACUCAUUUAGGCACGUGUACACCCGGGUGUAUCAAAGGUCUAGAAGAGUCCAGUUCAUUCUGUGGAUGUAGUACUCCGAAAGCUCAGCCAUGCCCAAAGAGCCCAAGUCACGUUCGUUGUUGCUUGGAUUCGUGUGCACAAGAGUUAAAACUCGAUCUUGGACUCGUUCUUGAUGCCAGCGGUAGCAUCGGUAAGGACAAUUAUACACUUCAAUUGAACUUUACACGAGGUCUACUUCGUCAAUUGAAUGUCGGGCAAAAUAAAACUCAUGUUGGUAUUAUUAACUAUUCAACUGAUCAGGAGGUGUUGACAUGGCUAAAUCAAAAUUACGCAUUGAGUGAAAAGCUUCGUCAGGUUGAUCGAGCAACAUAUUAUGGUAGUGGUACGGAUACUGCUAGUGCACUUAAAACAGCAGAUACUGUUUUCUCAAUUGCAAAUGGUCGUCGAAAAUUAGAACAGGGGGUCACUCCAGUCAUAUUUGUACUUACGGAUGGUGCAAGCGAUAAUCCACCUGCAACAAUUCAAGCAGCAAAGAUUUUAAAAGACAAAGACAUUACAUUAGUUAGUGUUGGUGUAGGUGGUCAAGUAAAUCUUGUAGAAUUGCAUGCUAUCUGCUCAUCGCCACCUGCAGAAAAUUAUUUUGCUAUGUCAGACUAUCAGGCAUUACAAAGCAGAAUCAAUCAGUUCAAAUCGAAAGCGUGUUCCGAACCAGGUCUGAUCUCAUCGAAUACAACAGUUACAGAUGAAAUUCAAAAAGAUAGGUAUAAAUUUCUGAAAAUCAAAAUUAUCCUGAUGUCAAACAAAACUUUGAUCAAAGUUACGUUAUUCAAUGGUAAUGUGAAAUUGUUCUAUUCUUUUACAAAUCGAAAUCCGAAAGACCCAGCUGACUUUUUCGAUUACGAAUCAGAAACAAGAUCGAUCAUCGAAGCCACUCCGAAAAAGAGCAGCGAAGUCACAUUAGUCAUUGACAAACCAAAUGCACCGACUGGAGAGUACGCAUUCAUUGGUGUCAAAGGCUUGGAAGAUCAUACUCGAUACCAAAUACAAUUUGACGACUGUGCUAAAGUGGAUUGCACAAAAUCAAGUGUGAUCACAAUUAAAUUCAGCAUUCUUCUGACAAUUCUAUGUACUCUUUUCGUAUUUUGA